Gossypium raimondii (Peruvian cotton) is the source of this 1831-nucleotide messenger RNA. Its product is annotated as serine/threonine-protein kinase CTR1. The transcript is spliced from 5 exons. The coding region runs from base 1088 to 1378 and encodes 96 amino acids. The record is from RefSeq and is a predicted model, not a curated record. Gene Ontology annotation, molecular function: protein kinase activity; ATP binding. Gene Ontology annotation, biological process: protein phosphorylation. NCBI's taxonomy places the organism in Eukaryota, Viridiplantae, Streptophyta, Magnoliopsida, Malvales, Malvaceae.
AUUAAGACAACAUGCGUUUAAUAAGAUACCAAUUUUGGGCGUCGCGAGGGUGCUAAUACCUUCCUCACACGUAAUUGACUCCCGAGUCUUAAUUUUCUCUGGAUUUUUACGCAGACCUAAAAUUGCCUCUUUUUUAGGAAAAGUUAAAAAGAAAUUUUUCUUCUAAAAAGAGAAUUUAUUAGGUGUCCGAUCACACCUAGAAAAAAAAAGAUCAGUGGCGACUCCUUUUCAAAUAAAAUCGAGAUUCAAUUUUUCAAUAAUCAUUUCAAUUAGCGCCCAUCGCCAAAAUUUUUAGGUCGCUACAUUAGUGUUAUUUAAGCAUAAAUAUUUUUUUAAUUUAUUUUCAAUUUGUUGGGAAAUAUUUAUUUUAAUAUUUUUAGUAUUUUUGAGGUAUUUUUUUUAAUUUAAUAUAAGUGAGACCGAACCCGGGUUUUAGUAUUUUCAUCCGGGUCGGGUCUGGAAAAAGUUUUAGGCUCAUUUUUAGACCCAAACCUAUCAAGCGCACCCAAAAUUUUAUCAAGAACCCGACCCAACUGAUGGAUAAUUUUAGUCACCUUUACCUGUCCUAAUAAACCAAGUAUAGGCUCUUGAUCAAAUAUUUUCAAAUUAAAGGUAUAUUGUAUUUUAUCAAAAAAAAUUAUAGAUUAUAAAAUGGGUAUAAAAAAAAAGUAUGGGUCAUACCAAAAGAUGUUAAUUAGGAGUAUAAAUGAGAUAUUUGUGUUUACGUAUUGGAUGGUAAGAAAGGAUAAGAGGUGAAAUUUUGGAUAGAUGUUUGUUGGGUCUUUUGUAGUACUAUUACGGAUGACAAUGGAGCGAGACGAGGAUGGAUGCUGCCAAAUUCACUACUGCUUCACAGUUGUGAGAUGGUGGAUGAAUGCAACAACUGGAAAUGGGAGAUUUUGGACAGCUAUUUUAGCUGGACUACCAACCUACGGAUCGUAGGUACCUGCCCGCCAAAUGGAGAUGCUGGUCCAGACUUGAUUGGCUUUGGUGGUCGAGCAACGGUAAGGUCACGGUUGCCAAGGCCUGUAAAUUUAUUAUAAAGGUCGGGAACCUACGAACCUAUGAUGGCUUGCUGCCUGAGUGGAUGGCUCCAGAAUUCCUUCGCGGAGAGCCUUCAAACGAAAAAUCUGAUGUUUACAGUUUCGGAGUAAUCCUAUGGGAACUUAUUACCGUGCAACAACCAUGGAAUGGAAUCAGUCCUGCCCAGGUGGUUGGUGCUGUAGCUUUCCAGAAUAGGAAGCUUGCCAUUCCUCCUAACACCUCCCCAAAGUUGGUUUCCCUCAUGGAAUCUUGUUGGGCCGAUGAUCCCGCUCAGCGGCCGUCUUUCGGGAAUAUAGUAAUAACAUUAAAGAAGUUGCUCAAAUCUCCAUUGUAGCGAUGCAGAAAGGAAAACAGUAACAAUGGGUGUCGUUUGAAUAACCUGAAAGCAGCUGAUUUUGGAGAUUCUAUUCCACCAACCUUUGUUUUUGGUUCCAGGCAACUGUAGACGUUUUAUCUAACCCAUUUGGAAGGCAGUUCCCAUUAGAAGUUGAGGCCUAUAAUGAUCAUUAAUAAUAAGGUGGAAAAAAUAUAGCAAAGCUGUAAUGAGUUGUGUUCAUUAUAUGUAGGUUUUGCAUGGGGGGUUGCCUUUCCCCACAUAAAGCAAUUUGCCAGUGUAUGUAAAAUCGGAUAAGUUGGUUAUUCCCUUUUCGUGUUUUCGGUGUUCUUAUUCAUGCCAAUGAUGGAACAAAAAACUUGGGAGAUGAUUCAGCAAGUAAAAAAAGUUUGCUUUAGCCCCUACUUUUGUAUUCAUUUUGCUGUGUUUGUAAUGGACUGGAAGUUGAGUUAA